Molecule: messenger RNA, 2204 nt
Organism: Elaeis guineensis (African oil palm)
Lineage: Eukaryota; Viridiplantae; Streptophyta; Magnoliopsida; Arecales; Arecaceae
Product: galactan beta-1,4-galactosyltransferase GALS1
Cellular component (GO): cytoplasm
Molecular function (GO): glycosyltransferase activity
Source: RefSeq, a predicted model, not a curated record
AUCACAAUUUGGAGGCCCAAAAAAAAAAAAAAAAUCGUGACCGUUGGCAAUGCCAAUGAUGAGGAGAGAGUCUUAUUUUAAUCACCCAUCACCAAUCGGUGCCAUAUUGGUGUGAUCCAGUACGAAACCAGCACCUCUCUCUCCCCCUCUCACCUCUCUCUAGCCUGAGACAAAGGAAGGGGAAGGCCAGAGGAGGAGGAGGAAGAAGAAGAGACCAGGGAAAAGAAGAAAUGAAGCCCAACCCGAGAAAAGAUGGAGUCUGUGGAGGAGGAGGAGGAGGAGCGAAUGGAGGAGCUUCCCCAAGCCUCCCUUUCGUCUGUUUGGAUAUCAAGGUAUGCAUAGCGACCCUCGUAGGCCUCGCCCUUCUCAUAGCCAUGUGGCAGCUCCAACCCUGCGAAUCCUUCUUCUCCUCUCGCCUCUCCUCUUGCCCUCUCCCCAACUCCACCUCCCCACUCCCAAAAUCCAAGCUUUCCUCCUCCCCCUUACCCUCCCCUGUUUCCAACUCCACCUCCCCACUCCCAAAAUCCGAACUUUCCUCCUCCCUGUCCCCCUCCCCUGUUUCCAAUUCCCACCCUGCAGCCCCAAAAUCAAAAUCUCCCGUUUUCGUUCCUCCUGCCGACCCGAACAAGAGAGUUUUCCGGGCCUACGGCAGCGCCGCGGCGCUGUUCGUCCAGAUGGGCGCCUACCGCGGCGGCCCCACCACCUUCGCUGUCGUCGGCCUCGCCUCCAAACCCACCCAUGUCUUCGGCACCCCCUGGUUCAAAUGCGAGUGGGUCUCCAACAACCCCUCUGCCGCCCCCGUCCGCGCCAAGGCCUACAAGAUGCUCCCCGACUGGGGGUACGGCCGCGUCUACACCGUCGUCGUCGUCAACUGCACCUUCCCCUCCAACCCAAAUGCCGACAACGCCGGCGGCAAGCUUCUCCUCCACGCCUACUACUCCGCCGCCUCUCGCCGCUAUGAAAAGUUCGUGGCUUUGGAGGAAGCUCCGGGCUCUUACAACCAAUCACAGUACCAGCCACCGUUCCAAUAUGAGUAUCUCUACUGCGGCUCCCCCUUGUAUGGUAAUUUGAGUGCUAGCAGGAUGAGAGAAUGGAUGGCCUACCAUGCUCACUUCUUUGGUCCCAAUUCCCAUUUUGUCUUCCACGACGCCGGUGGUGUGGGGCCGGAGGUGAAGGCGGUGCUCGAACCUUGGGUGAAAGCUGGGCGGUUGACGGUGCAGGACAUCCACGUCCAGGCGGAGUAUGAUGGGUACUACUAUAACCAAUUCUUGGUGGUGAAUGAUUGCUUGCAUCGGUAUCGGCACGCUGCCAAUUGGACCUUCUUCUUCGAUGUCGAUGAGUACUUGUACCUGCCGGAGGGGCGGAGGCUGGCAUCGGUGCUCGACAAGCUCUCGCAGUAUACUCAAUUCACCAUUGAGCAGAAUUCCAUGUCUAGUAAGCUGUGUGUGCUGGAUCCUAAUAAGGACUACUCCAAGGAAUGGGGGUUGGAGAAGCUGGUCUUUCGCAAUUCGAUCACUGGAGUGAGGCGAGAUCGUAAAUAUGCCAUUCAGGCAAGGAAUGCAUAUGCAACUGGCGUUCACAUGUCGGAAAAUGUCAUCGGGAAGACCACCCACAACACGGAGGACAUGUUCAGAUACUACCACUACCACAAUUCCAUCAAUGUGUUGGGAGAGCCAUGCCAGGAAUUCAUGCCUAUGCCAGCAAAAGGCAAAGUAACAUGGUUUGAGGGGAUCCCAUAUGUCUAUGAUAAUAAUAUGAAGCGUAUGGCUGAAGUUGUCAAGCAGUUUGAGAAGGAAACAAUUGGAUCUGUCUGAACAUAGCCAUCUCCCAUGCCAUUUGGCUACAUGUUUCAUCAUUCUUUGAGGGUGCCCUAGAGUACUGAAUCUUCUCUUAAGUCUAAGCUUCCUUUUUCCUAGUGUUCUGGUGGAGGAUCCUGCAAAGAAUACUGGGGAAAGGGUGUGAAGAAUGGGGAAGGAAAGGGAAUUCUGGAGGACCCCAGAUUUAUAUGUAAAGAUGCAGUUUUUCUCAUACUCCUUAGGUUUGUGGAGAUUUCAUUUCCCUCCCAUAUGUUCUUUUUAGAGGUUUCAUUCUCUUUUCCUCAUCUUAUAUGUAUUCUUUUCUAAGCUCAGUUAUACUCUCCUGAUACUAUGUUGAAUUAAUAAAUGACAUUAUAUUGACAAUUAAAGGGUGAUUCUUUUGACUAA